AUGCCACAACCCACAGAAGAAAGAUGGAAACAAAUUGCAAAUGAUUUUUGGACCAAUAGGAAUUUUCCGAAUUGUAUAGGUGCAUUGGACGGAAAACACGUCACUACUCAAGCACCACCAAAUACUGGUUCAAAUUUUUUUAACUAUAAAAAAACAUUUUCUGUCGUGUUACUUGCAUUAGUUGAUGCACAGUACAAUUUUAUAGCCGUAGAUGUGGGUGCUUAUGGAAAAAACAGUGAUGGCGGAAUAUUAGCACACUCUAACUUGGGAAAAUCGUUAGAAAAUGGUUCGUUAAAUAUUCCAAAAGAUGAAUUUUUACCUGGAACAACCAUUUCUGCUCCAUACGUUAUAUUAGGAGACGAAGCGUUUCCUCUGAAAACGUACUUGAUGCGACCAUAUCCAUAG
Messenger RNA from Myzus persicae (green peach aphid), 405 nucleotides. Its product is annotated as protein ALP1-like. The transcript has a single exon. Lineage: Eukaryota; Metazoa; Arthropoda; Insecta; Hemiptera; Aphididae. Bases 1 to 405 code for a protein of 134 amino acids. The record is from RefSeq and is a predicted model, not a curated record.